AUGACAAACGUGGAAACCGUGAUGGAUGCUGUCGAGUGGUGCCUGUGGCACUCCCUGUCCGUGUGGAAGAUUGUGUGGCCCUUGUGGAGCAUUGCGGGGCGAUUGAUCGGGGCCCUGUUCGGCUUUCCGUUCAAUUGGCUGACACUGUUGAAGGUAUGCGUAAGACGAUACCGCCGCAUCGCGAACGGUCCGUCCGUGCAAGGCAGACCGUCCGCGGAGCGUCGAUGGAAGGCAUUUGAAUCUAUCUGGGCCACGCCCAUGGUGGUGCUCGAGGCGCGAGGCGAGCGCGAGGAUGGCUUAGGCUGGCUACUGUACAAGUGGUUGGACGCUUACCACGCUCUGUGGUUUAUGUUCCUGCCCAACGUGCUCGAGCUGGGUGGCGUGUUAACCGUGAUGUACUGGCGCGGAUCGAGGGCCGAGUGUCGGCGCUCGGUCGACCGUGCCUACUGCGUAGGCCGGGGACUGAGGGCGUUCAUAACGCUAGCGACGUACGCCGUGUUCUACACUGUCGUCUACGUGUAUGACUUGGUCGAGAAAGCGUGCCAAGGAGCGGUGGGUGUGGGCGUGCUACUCCUGACCCUGAACUACAUCCACUUACUGAAGUGCUACGAGACGGCGUCUGGAGGGCGGUCGCCGGCGAAGAUGGCGGAGGAGAACUACGCCGACUGGAGGCGGUCGCCGGCGAAGAUGGCGGAGGAGAGCUACGCCGACUGGCUCCGCGACGUCGAGGAAUUUCAGCAAGCUGGGCGCCUGAGUGAAGCAUUUUUGCGUGCGGACGGGUGCGUCGGGAAGCCGAAGCCUGUGCGUACUCUGAGUGGCCCAAGGGCGGAGCAGCGUGCUCUGCGGGCGAAGAUGAAGGCGGUCAAGGAGGAAGAGGCCGCUCGACGAGGACGUCGAGUCUCAGUCAGGGACGAUGUCCCGAGUGGGAACGGUGGUCACCGUCGUGGGUACGGUCGUGACCGUCCUCCUGCAGCCCGUCAACCGGCGCGUGGGCUACUACUCGAGGAUCAGCUGUUCGAGGAUCAGCUGACUGAGCAGUCAUCGGACUUUAGCGAGGGCGGUGACGUGAGGAGACAGGAGGGAGGUCACGAGCGCUGCGUGGCUCGGGGCGUGAGUCUUGACGUGAGCCAAGGGGGAGGGGUGAAAGGAGACGACAAUGUGUUCAAGGGCGGCGGCGUGCCGACGCUCAAGUUGAAGAGAAGAAGAGAGAGCUCGGAGCGAAGUGCUCCGUGCCAGGGCGAUGUCCCAGUGGCCGGGCGGCAAACCCCGCCCGGUGUCGCCCAUCUGCUUGCUCGCGUGUGA
Molecule: messenger RNA, 1302 nt
Organism: Phytophthora sojae
Lineage: Eukaryota; Oomycota; Peronosporomycetes; Peronosporales; Peronosporaceae
Exons: 6
Coding region: 1-1302 (433 amino acids)
Source: RefSeq, a predicted model, not a curated record